Molecule: messenger RNA, 664 nt
Organism: Gracilinanus agilis (Agile Gracile Mouse Opossum)
Lineage: Eukaryota; Metazoa; Chordata; Mammalia; Didelphimorphia; Didelphidae
Gene: NDUFS4
Product: NADH:ubiquinone oxidoreductase subunit S4
Exons: 5
Coding region: 1-549 (182 amino acids)
Biological process (GO): electron transport chain
Source: RefSeq, a predicted model, not a curated record
AUGGCUGUAGGCCUUCUCACGACAGACAGUUUACUGACUGGCUGGACACAUAUCUUAUCAGCAGCUGGGAAUACUCUCAGGACACUGGAACAUGAGUGGAUCACAAUCUUACACUGCAGGUCACUGAGCACUUCCACAUGGUGGCUGGCAAAGGACCAAGCUCAAGACACGCAACUCAUCACAGUUGAUGAAAAAUUGGAUAUCACUACAUUGAGUGGUGUUCCAGAAGAACAUAUCAAAACUAGGAAAGUUCAGAUUUUUGUUCCUGCUCGCAAUAACAUGCAGUCUGGUGUAAACAACACAAAGAAAUGGAAGAUUGAGUUUGAUACCAGAGAGAGAUGGGAAAACCCUUUGAUGGGUUGGGCAUCCACGGCAGAUCCUCUAUCAAAUUUGGUUCUAACCUUCAGUACUAAAGAAGAUGCAAUUGCAUUUGCAGAAAAAAAUGGCUGGAGUUAUGACAUUCAAGAAAGAAGGGUCCCCAAACCUAAAUCCAAGUCUUAUGGUGCAAACUUUUCUUGGAACAAAAGAACAAGAGUAUCCACCAAAUAGGUCGGCACUGACUAUAUCUCUGUGUCUGACUGCGAAUAAAGUCAGCUGUGAAGUAUUUAUAGUCCAUGUAUAAUACAUCUCUUAAUCUCCUAAUAAAUUUGACCUUUAAACUACA